Colletes gigas is the source of this 827-nucleotide messenger RNA. RefSeq names its product reactive oxygen species modulator 1. Gene Ontology annotation, biological process: protein import into mitochondrial matrix; protein insertion into mitochondrial inner membrane. The coding region runs from base 345 to 584 and encodes 79 amino acids. Gene Ontology annotation, cellular component: TIM23 mitochondrial import inner membrane translocase complex. Lineage: Eukaryota; Metazoa; Arthropoda; Insecta; Hymenoptera; Colletidae. The record is from RefSeq and is a predicted model, not a curated record. The transcript is spliced from 3 exons.
CAGUACGCAGCAAAAAUGAAACCAACGGAUUAAACAGGUCAAAAUUGAAAGUGAAAGAACUUUCGAUAAGUUCGGCACGACGCUUAAAGCAUCCGAUUUGCAAAUUGAAUUGCCCGCUGUUGAGAGUGACGUCACAAGGAACGGAAGCACUGAUCUCUUGUGUAGAAAGAAACUAACAUGGCGCCUUUACCGUACGAACCUGCUGGUGCAAUGUGUUAAAAGAAUUUCGUGCGAAGAGCUUGCAAAUCGCAAUAUAAAGAGAACUACACCGGGACGAGGAUACCAAUUCGAAAUUUUACAACGGGCGCUUAAAUUGUGAGUGAUGCUAAUCGUAAAAGAUUAAAAUGCCAGUCGUACCAGGAGGAGUGUACCAACAAGGUCCUUCGUGUUUCGAGAGGAUGAAAAUGGGUUUCAUGAUUGGAUUUUGUGUCGGCAUGGCCUCUGGUGCUAUAUUUGGGGGAUUUUCUGCGCUUAGAUACGGAUUAAGAGGGAGAGAAUUGAUAAACAAUGUUGGGAAAGUGAUGCUUCAAGGUGGUGGAACGUUUGGUACAUUUAUGGCCAUUGGGACUGGAAUACGGUGUUAGUACUAGAAGACUGUUAUGUUCAAAAUUUAGGAUACAAAGGAUUGUAAUGCGAGUGCAUUUUGUUGAUUUCUUAAUAAAAUAUUUCUAAGGAGUACAGACAUACCUUCCAUUGCAACUACAGUGGUGUCAUCCAUAGGAUUUGUUUUUCCUGGAAUGUUCAACCCAAAACUUAAGUGGCGUAUCUUGUGGGUCAUGUUGAAUUGUGUCAUCUUGUACGGUCGAACAUCGUGCACUUUGAACGAU